Messenger RNA from Protopolystoma xenopodis, 549 nucleotides. The record is from the annotation of a GenBank genome assembly. Lineage: Eukaryota; Metazoa; Platyhelminthes; Monogenea; Polystomatidea; Polystomatidae.
ACCAUAGCUCCUCUUCAGCCCAGCCAUAAACCUGCCUCUGGUGCUUAUAACCCUCAGGCCGAGGCGAUUGAGAGCCUAGGAGCUGGACGGCCUGAAGAUCUUUCCAGAAACAGAAAAACUCCACUCGUGCCUGGCGUCGAGACUGUGAUUGACUUGGUCAAAAAGCCUGGCAAAGACCUCGGUUUCUCCAUUGUUGGCGGGCAGGAUACUGUACUCGGAAAUAUAAGGAUCCAUGAAGUACACGAGAAUAGUUUGGCCGCACUUGAUGGGAGGCUUUGGGCUGGCGACCGCCUAUUAGCGGUCAACGGCGUUGAUAUACGCAAAGCUGAUCACGAGACUGCGACCAGGAUCAUUCGCUCUGCUGAAGACCACGUUCGUCUCAAGGUGCUACGUGACCCUAAGCCACUCACUGAAGAUGAUUUGCUCGAGGUUUUUGAGGUUUCUCUGGAUCGCAAAGCUGGCCGCGUACUAGGUUUGUCACUGGUUGAUCGGCCAAGUGGUAUUGCUGCUCCAGGAACGAUCAUCAGCGAUGUGGUUAGUAAUCCUUAG